Penaeus monodon (black tiger shrimp) is the source of this 2462-nucleotide messenger RNA. Its product is annotated as furin-like protease 1. Gene Ontology annotation, molecular function: serine-type endopeptidase activity. NCBI's taxonomy places the organism in Eukaryota, Metazoa, Arthropoda, Malacostraca, Decapoda, Penaeidae. Gene Ontology annotation, biological process: peptide hormone processing. Gene Ontology annotation, cellular component: Golgi membrane; trans-Golgi network. The record is from RefSeq and is a predicted model, not a curated record.
AUUUUUGACGACGUCUACUUGUUACGUCACCGUCGGGUGGCUCGACGCUCGGCCGACCCGUCGCUGCUCCACCACGAGAAGCUCAUCUCGGAGCCUCAUGUGCGGUGGGCCGAGCAGCAGGUGGUGAAGCGGCGAGUGAAGCGGGACUUCAUGCACCAAGAUCGCUCCGCCAAGUACAUCUCCACGUGGAUGGACGAUCCCAAGUGGCCGCAGAUGUGGUAUUUGAACCGCGGCGGCUCCCUGGACAUGAACGUGCAGCCUGCGUGGGCGGAGGGCGUGUCCGGCAAGGGCGUCGUGGUCACCAUCCUGGACGACGGUCUGGAGAAAGACCACCCCGACCUCAUAAAAAACUACGACCCCAAUGCCUCGUACGACGUGAACAGCCACGACCCUGACCCGAUGCCCCGCUAUGACCUGGUGGACUCGAACCGCCACGGGACGCGCUGCGCCGGCGAGGUGGCCGCCGACGCCAACAACUCCAUCUGCGCCGUCGGGGUGGCCUACGAGGCGUCUGUGGGAGGUGUCCGCAUGCUGGACGGCGACGUGACCGACGCGGUGGAGGCGCGCUCCCUGGCCCUCAACCCGCAGCACAUCGACAUCUACUCUGCGUCCUGGGGUCCUGACGACGACGGCAAGACGGUGGACGGGCCGGGACAGCUGGCCACGCGCGCCUUCGUCGAGGGCAUCCGGAACGGGCGAGGGGGUAAGGGUUCCAUCUUCGUGUGGGCUUCAGGAAACGGAGGUCGAGAUCAGGACAACUGCAACUGCGACGGCUACACGAACUCCAUCUGGACUCUGAGCAUUUCGUCGGCUACAGAAAGGGGUCGCGUCCCGUGGUACUCAGAGGCGUGCAGCUCCACCCUGGCAACGACCUACAGCUCUGGCUCGCUCGGGGAGAAGCAGAUCGUGACCACCGACCUGCACCACUCCUGCACGUCGUCACACACGGGCACGUCGGCCUCCGCGCCCCUCGCCGCCGCCAUCUGCGCGCUGGCUCUGCAGGUGAACCGAGACCUGACGUGGCGCGACAUGCAGCACAUCGUGGUCCGAACGGCGCGGCCGGAGAACCUGGAGGCGCCCGACUGGCAGAGCAACGGCGUCGGGCGCCACGUGUCGCACAGGUUUGGGUACGGCCUCAUGGACGCCUACGCCAUGGUCCAGCUGGCCCGCAACUGGACCAGUGUCCCGACGCAGAGGAAGUGCGAGGUGGCCGCGUCGCACAUCGACAAAUUGAUCCCACAGAAGAGCUUCGUCACACUAGAACUCGAUGUCACAGACUGUCCGGGCGUCAACUACCUGGAACACGUGCAGGCCAAGGUAUCGCUGACAGCCGAUCGCCGAGGGGACAUCGAGAUCUACCUGUCGUCGCCCUCAGGGGUCAAGUCCACUCUCCUCGCCCAGCGCCCGCACGACAACUCCCGCACGGGCUUCCACUCGUGGCCUUUCAUGACAGUCCACAUGUGGGGUGAGCGGCCCCUGGGAAAGUGGAAGCUGGAGAUCCACAACAACGGACACUUCUUCACCACAGACAAAGCUGAGGUGAAGGAAUGGAGCCUGAUUCUGUACGGCACGGAGACGGAGCCCGGGCAGCCGGUGUCCCCGCAGCAGGACAUCCAGUCCGCCGACGAGUCCCACGUCAGCGACCCGGCCGUGCACCAGUCCAUCGACACCACCGAAGGCAAGACGGAGACUCGGGACCCUGACAGCAUGGGCGUGGGCCACUCGUCGGCUGCGGCAGCCUCGCCGACUCCAACGCCCCAAGCCCUACAGCUGACGGCUAUCCAGAAGGCGCUGCCACCUGGCUGCAGCCGCGUGGACGCCGCUGGGGCCUGCAUAGAAUGUUCGCAACCUUUUCUAAUUGAUACAGACGUGGGUACUAAGAAGAAGAGGGAGAUUCUCCUCCAAUGCGAGAAGAACCAUCUUCUGCAUGGAGGUGUGUGUGUAGUCUCUUGUCCAGAGAACUACUAUGGCUUUUUCCCUGAAAGGCUUGGAGCCACAGGGCCCCCUACAUGCAGGCCCUGCCACUACUCUUGCCGCAGUUGCUCGGGGCCGCAGGAUUACGAUUGCUCAAGUUGCUGGGGGGAUGCUGUGCUCUACACUGCUUAUGAGGGUCAGAACUACUGUCACCCAAGCACCCUCCAUGAUGCCUAUGAGAGCCUACAGUCCUGGUACAAGUUCCUGCUGGGUAUCCUCCUGUGCCUGCUCAUAUUGGUGCUGAUUCUUGCGGUGCUGGUUCUGCGAGCCAAGAAUGCAUCAAGGAGGUUAUACCCUGUUGUUGGAGUGCCUUCCCUUAGUCCAGGGGUUGGUGCCAAGUCUGCUAGUAAAGGUGGCACUGCAUACACGCCUGUGCCAAAGGGAGAUGCGGACGACCUGCUGACAAAAAUAACUUUCCAUGAUCUUGCGAGUGACGAUGAGAUAUAGUUAUGAUUCUUUUUUGCAAAUUUUAAUUGGAGAGAUGUUUA